Messenger RNA from Sphaeramia orbicularis (orbiculate cardinalfish), 2923 nucleotides. It is a transcript of the gene cip2a, whose product is annotated as cellular inhibitor of PP2A. Lineage: Eukaryota; Metazoa; Chordata; Actinopteri; Kurtiformes; Apogonidae. The record is from RefSeq and is a predicted model, not a curated record.
UCCUAUUGGAAAAAAGAGGAUGGAUGUGACUACGUGUUUGAAGUCUUUGCUGAUGGCCAUAAACCAAUACAGAGACAGCAAGACAGCGACAAACGCAGCUCAGCUACAGAAACAAGUGGAGGAGGUCUCAGGCCUUAAAUAUGACCAGCUGCUGUCCUCGGGUCAAGUGUUACCUAGUGAGUGUGUGAGUGGGCUGGUGGAGCUGGCUGGAAACCCAAACACCAUUCCUACCUUGACGAGUUCCAUCAUCUCUCUGCUGGCACAGCUCGCCUCUGAUGAUGACACUCGAGAGAUGCUUCACAGCAGCUAUAACCUUACCAGCACCCUGGCCUCUGUUAUCCACUGCCACGGAGCCACACCUGGAGAACCACUGGUACUGCAGUGUCUGCAGGUGCUGCAGAAACUGACAUACAACACCCGCAUCUUCCAGUCCACAAGCUACAUCCAUGAGCUCAUAACAUUUCUCAUGACAAACAUACAGUCUCAUAAUGAUGACAUCAUCAUGCCCUGCCUUGGCCUCAUGGCCAACCUGUGUCGGGAUAGUCACUCAGUGCAGAGCCUCAUCAAAUCUCUGGACAAUGUGAAGCCUUUCUACCGAACCCUGAUUAACUUCCUGGCUCACAACAGUCUGACUGUGGUGGUGUUUACUUUGUCCAUACUGGCGAGCCUCACUCUGAAUGAGAAAGUUGGAGAGAAGCUUUUUGAUGCAAAGAACAUACAUCAGACUUUCCAGCUCGUGUUCAACAUUAUUGUAAAUGGCGAUGGCACUCUGACAAGAAAAUACUCUGUUGACCUUUUGGUUGACCUAUUAAAGAACCCAAAGAUCGCAGAUUACCUCAGCAGGUAUCAGCACUUCUCAGCAUGUGUGUCUCAAGUCUUAGGACUGCUGCACUCAAAAGACCCCGACUCUGCAGCCAAGGUGUUGGAGCUCCUCCUGGCCAUGUGCAGCAUCCCAGGGCUUCGUUCGUUGCUGGUUGAGGUGGUUUUCAAACCAACUGGACCCAAACUCAGAGCUGCAGGACGUAGACAGGGGCCGGGCCUGGAUGGAGGACGUAAGGCAGAGUCUGGACUUGCUCUGGUGCAGUGGCUCAGCUCACCUGUAGAGGGUGCUGAGUCCUGCUCACUCCAGGCUCUGCAGCUGCUGAACGAGCUGCUUGAGGAGGCGCUGGGAGCAGAUACUGUGUCUGCCUGUGUGCUGAGCUUUGUAGAGAUGUUGCUUCCAGUCCUGUUAGGCCUGUUGAAGGGUCUCGAUCCUGCACAAGGAGACGCUCACAUAAGAAAACACUGUUACCACAUCACACAUGUCACCAGUCUGCUGCUAAUCCUGUGCACUGAGGACUCCACCAGAUGUUUGGUGUCUGGGCAGGUGAGCGCUCAGCUCUGCCUCUCACAGGCUGAAUCCCUCCUUUCCUGUUGUCAUAACAACAGCCCCCUCACCUGCCCAUCUCCAGGUUUAGACAACAGUCUCAGUCAGGUGUGCUCUGAGGCUCUGCUGAAGACUCUAGAGUUAAUGAGUAAACUGAGACAGCAGGUGGAGGACAUGGAGACCAGCUUCUACAGGAUGUUACAGGAUCAGAGGAUAGUGAGUCCCCUCUCUCAGGCCCUGACGUCCCAUCACAGAGAGCGUGUGCAGACCGGACUCUCUCUGCUGUUUGAAGCCACGCCCCUUCCAGAUUUUCCCGCCCUAGUUCUGGGUGAAAGUAUUGCUGCCAACAAUGCCUAUCGCCAGAGGGAGGCUGAGCUGUCAGUCAAACGAGUAGCUGUGCAGGAUGUCCCGCCCCCUCGAACAAACAUCAGCGUGUUGGAGUCUUCCACUGGUUCCAGCCGGAGCGUUCACAGUCUGGUAGAGAAAAUACAGAAUGGACUGGAGCUGCAGGAGCAAACUAAGGACUCACGUGUGUCUGAGAUCAUUGAUGUCUAUGAACAGAAGCUCUCAGCGUUUGCAUCUAAGGAGAGUCGACUGCAGGACCUGUUGGAAGCCAAGGCUCUGGCUCUUUCUCAGGCUGACCGUCUUAUCGCUCAGUAUCGCUUCCAGCGAGCUCAGGCUGAGGCUGAGGCUCGUAAGCUGGGCUGUCUGCUGAAGGAGGCGGAGUGUCGGCGUGAGGACCUGCAGGGUGAGCUGGGUAAUCAGGUGCUGGAGGUGGAGCGCUCCAAGGCCGAUAUGGAGGAGCUGCUGCAGCACAACACACGGCUGCAGAAGGACUCUGAGGAACACCAGGCGCUCAAAGGAGCCUACAACGCACUGCUCAACAGGUUUAAUGAAAGUGAGCGUCUGUUGAAGGAGCUUCAGAUGACACACAUAUCCCUCACCACAAAUGACACUCUGAGGAAAAACCACGAGGCUCUGCAGCUUCAGCACGACCAGACGCUGUCAGUAUUACAAGAGAGAGAGGAGGAGAUCAGAUCCCUCCGUUCAGAUCUGCAGCAGAAGGACAGUGACAUAAAAGGUCUGAACGCUAAGUUACAAGCAGAGAUGGAAAAGUUGAAAGAAAAAGAUGGAGAGAAGAGAGAACUGGAGGAGACGGUGGAUGUUCUAAGGAAAGAGCUGAGCAAAACGGAGCAGGCAAGGAAAGACGCCAGCAUCAAGGCGUCUUCUCUGGAGCUGCAGAAGAGCCAGUUGGAGACAAAGCUGAAGCAGAAGGAGGAUGAACUGAACAAACACUCGGCCAUGAUCGCCAUGAUUCACAGCCUGAGCAGCGGGAAGAUGAAGAGCGACGUCAACCUGUCGAUGUGAAGAGCAAACACAGAGGAAUAGACUUUAAAAAUGUCUUCAAAGAAUUCAAGACUUUAAUCUCACAUUAACUUUUUAAAUAUAAUAAAACACUUUUAAUGAAAUGUAUUGAUAUUUUUAAAGUUUAUGUGUCAUUUGUCUUUGUGUGUUUAUGUUAUAGUUUCUGAUUAAAUUGUAUGUUUUAAAAAUGCA